AUGGACAGAACAGAUGGUCUAGCACCGGAAGAUAUGAAUGACAUCUACGAUACCGUUAUUGAGUGUACGAGGCUUUUUGAUUCCCUCGCGGAGGGAGUAGUCAAAGACCAUGAAAGUGUCAUUAAAGACAACGACAACGGCUUCAGAAGGAGCAUUGAGGAUACGAGAAGGAGCUUUAACCUCUGGAUCGACUAUACUGGUGCUCUAGCUGCUGAUAAUAGUAGAUCUCUCGAUGUUCGGUUACAUGAACACAUGGACAUCAAGGAAAUGGUCAUUGAGCUUCUCGAAAUGCUCGCCAGAAAUCUCCAAUAUUUGCACGAAAAGGACAAUAUCAAACUAGGUGUUCCGUACAACGAUGACAUGAAAGAAGAAGCCACUAGUGCGGUCCAGAAGUCCCUCGACGAGCUACACUUCAUGGCAACUGCAAUUCGAAGAUCCUCUAUUCGCAGUCACAAGUAUAACCUCUCGUCCCAUUUCCGUAGAGAAGACGACGACUAUUAUUUAGAACAAGCCUGCCUCCUAGUGAGGUAUCUAUUCCCAGACGCCAGACGAUCUCUUUCGGACCAACUUGGUGCGUCUCUUGCAAUCCGCCGCAAACGUUUCUUUCAGAAAAUGCGGCACGAAGAGAAACUGAGAGAUAGGCGGCAACUGACGGAGCUCAAGGUCAAUCGAGAAAAAGUGCCCAUCCAACCUGUUGGUGAAUCGCAACAGGCGACUGCUCGGGCUAACAUCGAACCUACAACCCCCCUCAAGGAGAAGCCAGGCAUGCUACAUGUACACUCUAUCGAUACAGCCAGUAGAAUGGACAGCGUUGCAGUCCGUCAAUAUCUGAAAUCUGGUCCGGCUCUUUCCACCAUCAGCAUGGGUUCUUCUAUUCAUCUAUCCUCAAUGACAUAUCCCGAAAGGCCUAUAUUUUCAGAAGGUGACCAGCAGUGCGCCUGCCCAUACUGCUCUAGACUGCUUGCGACCACUCGAUUAAAGGAUGGGUCAAUGUACUGGCAGAAUCAUAUAGAUGAAGACACAGAGCCUUAUGUCUGUCUGUCGGAGGAUUGCACCUCCCCCCUGUUGUUUUUCGUUCAUACGAAGCAGUGGAUAGAUCAUAUGAAGACAUUUCACUCAGAUCAGUGGAACAGAAAGAUUCACAUGAGCACCUGGUAUUGUGAUAUUAGCCACGACACCGCAAUUCAGUUCAACGACCGCGAGAACUUCCUGAAACACAUGAAGGACCCAGACAGUCACCCCGGCAGAGAGCCUCCGACCGAGUUGCAACUUGACACGCUCUCUCGGAAGAAGCAGAGAGUUCUUGUCCGGGAGAAUGAGUACUGUUGCCCCAUGUGCGAUUGUGUUCCAGACUCUCUGAAGCCAAUAAUCUUGACGAGUGAUCCCGCGACGAUCAAAGAUCGUUUAUACAAACACAUUGCUGGGCACAUUAAGGAUCUCGCCUUCAAGUCUAUUCCCGUAUUGGAUAACGCAGAGCCCAGAAACGGGUCAUCUGGGACUGACGACGAAGAGAGAGAUCAUCUGAGAGCUGAAAAUUCCGAUGCGUCGUAUCCAAGUGGGUUUGAUGACAGUCUGCGCGAGACACCCCUAACAUUCGACGAGGAUCCAGUUAGAGUACCAACAACAAUCCGAGAGGAAGUUUUUUAUGACAUGAAGGAAACAAAUGACACGUAUUUGGAUGAUAUUGGUUUUAAUGACUAUAGGAGACUUGAGACUGCUCAAAUUUGGGGUAGGCCAGAUGCAAUUCUUGACCACUUUGCGAAAGCCCAGCAGAAUCCCAGUUCUACAGUGCAACCCAAAAGCAGAGACGAUUUUGUGAUCGCGAUUUGUUGUGUUCUUCCUGUCGAGGUUGACGCUGUGGAGUCACUCUUCGACGAUGUGUAUGGCAAUAGAUAUGGUAAACCACCUGAAGACGAGAAUUCAUAUGUCAACGGAAGGAUCGGUAAGCAUAAUGUUGUCCUGUGCUUAUUUCGAGGAGCGGGGCAGGUACGCGCAACCAUGGCGGUCGCAAGUUUAAGAGUCAGCUAUCCUGGAAUACAACUUGUGCUGCUUGUCGGAACCUGUGGAGGGGCUCCGUAUCCAUCAGAGAAUCAGCAAAUCUUUUUAGGUGAUGUUAUCAUUAGUGACAGCCUGGUUGCAUACGAUUUCGGCAAAAAGUACCCUGAUACUUUCAAAAAUGUCGGGUACACGCCGGGAGGAUCGCCUCCGGAAAUUCGAUCCCUUCUCAACGGCCUGAAUGCGACUAGGAGUCGUAGAGUAUUUGAAAAGGAUAGUCUGCAGUACCUUCGCCAACUCCAGCAAAUGGCGACACAUUGGCAGCAUCCAGGCUUGGAAGAUGUUCUCUUCGGACAUGACGGGAAACAAGUUAUUCGUCGUCGAGAAAGAUUAGGAGCCCCACCAACUGUACACAUUGGGACCAUUGCAUCCGGCGAUACGGUCAUUAAAUCUGCACAGUUUCGUGACAAACUUGUUGAAGAAGAAAAAGUGAUUGGGGUUUUUUAUAUGGAGGGAAUAGGGAUUCGGGAGAUUUCUCCGCUCAUUAUUAUAAAUGGGGUGUGUGAUUAUGCAGACGGUCACAAGAGUAAGGAGUGGCAGUGUUAUGCAGUAGCCAGCGCAGCAUCAGCUGCCAAAGCUCUCUUGAGCUAUUUCAAUCCGACUUUGAGAGAAGAUCGGCCACGACAUUGUAUGAUCCCAUUUGGACGAAAUUCACAAUUUGUGGGCAGGAUGGAUGAAAUCACAAAACUCGAAGAAUGGACCAUGCAACCGGAUGGAGCUCGUAGAGUCGCUCUAUGUGGACUAGGCGGAGUCGGAAAGACUCAGAUCGUGCUCGAAUUAGCAUACCGUAUCAAAGAUAGGGAUCCCGAGCGCUCAGUUUUCUGGAUCUCAUGUACCAGCUACGAGAGGUUUGAACAAGCCUACGUGGAUAUCGCACAGUUAGUCGGGAUCGGAAGCAUGAAGCCAACAGAGAUAAAGGGCCAUGUUGUUGCCCAUUUCAGCCAAAAAAGCAGUGGAAAAUGGCUUUUUAUAUUUGACGGUGCCGAUGAUAUGGACAUUUGGAUUCAAGGCAGCAACACCCAUCCGGCCCUUAAGGAAUAUCUCCCAUUUAAUGAGCAUGGACAUCUAAUUUUCACAUCACGCAAUCAAAAGCUUGCUGUCAAACUUUCAUCGUCCCAUGUGAUGGCAAUCUCAGAGCCAGAUGAAGAGACCAGCGUCGUAAUGUUCAAUGAAUUACUAAUAGAAACUCACCGACCUAUUGACAAGCAUGUUGCCAUGACAAUCGUGAAAGAGCUUGCCUUUCUUCCAUUGGCAAUCGCCCAGGCAGCCGCUUAUAUUAAUGAAAACAGCUGUGGCAUCUCUGACUAUAUCGACCUGCUGAAAGCGGAGGAGUUAGAAGUCGUGGAACUACUUGAUGAAAGGUUUGAGGAUGAAGGGCGAUAUAGAAACAGUGAGAGUCCGGUCAUCUCCACUUGGUCAAUAUCAUUUCAACAGAUUCAGCGCUCAAACCAACUAGCAGUGGACUAUCUUUUGUUCAUGGCAUGCAUAAGUCCAGUCAACAUUCCCUUGUCUCUUCUUCCCCAGUCCUCCUCGAAGAAGAAAAUGAUCGAUGCCAUUGGCCUUUUGAAGGCCUACUUUUUUGUUCGUGAGCACAAGAGUCUGGAUCUUCAUCCCCUUGUUCAUCUGGCUAUCCGGAAUUGGAUGAGGCAGAAUCAUCUACUGAAUCUUUCGAUACGCAAAGCGGCACAUCGACUUUAUGAGAUCUUCCCUGAUAAUGAUUAUACGAAUCGCCCAUUGUGGCGCGAAUACCUACAUCACGCCCUAUUUUUUGUACAAAAAGCGGCCUUCAGCGAGUAUAACGAGCAAUAUGUUAGCUUCCUUUGGAGGGUAGGAAAAUGUCUCAAUAGUGAUGGGAGAUAUUCUGAAGCAGAGGUCGUAUUUGGUGAUAUCAUGCGGAUUCAAGAAAGAACGAACGGUGAAAUGCAUCCAUCGACUCCUAUCUCCUUGACCUGGAUAGCUUCGACAUACAAUGACCAAGGACGAUUUCAGGAAGCUUUAGAGCUAAAUACGCGAGCAAUGGCAAUAAGUAAAGCAAUAUUUAAUACAGAGCAUCCCGACAGACUAACAGUCACAGCCAACCUGGCAUCGACAUACCAAGCUCAAGGCCGAUUGGAGGAAGCUAUAGAGUUGAAUAUGCAAGUACUGGAUAUAAGGGAGAGUGUAUUGGGCAGGAGGCAUCCUGAUACACUGACUAUCAUGGCUAAUCUUGCAUCAAUAUACCGAAAACAAGGCCGAUUGGAGGAAGCUAUAGAGUUGAAUAUGCAAGUACUGGAUACGAGGGAGAGGGAAUUGGGCAGGAGGCAUCCUGAUACACUGACUAUCAUGGCUAAUCUUGCAUCAAUAUACCGAGAACAAGGCCGAUUAAAGGAGGCUUCAGAGCUAAACACGCAAGUCAUGGUCAUAAGAGAGAGUGUGCUUGGAACUGAGCAUCCAGACACGCUAACCAGCAUGGCUAACCUGGCAUCGACAUACCGCAGUCGAGGUCGAUGGAACGAGGCUAAAGAGCUGGAUGAGAUGCGAACGAGAAGAUUAAGAAAUAUGCAAUCCUGA
Talaromyces amestolkiae is the source of this 4605-nucleotide messenger RNA. RefSeq lists its product as uncharacterized. The record is from RefSeq and is a predicted model, not a curated record. Bases 1 to 4605 code for a protein of 1534 amino acids. Gene Ontology annotation, biological process: nucleoside metabolic process. Gene Ontology annotation, molecular function: ADP binding; protein binding; catalytic activity. NCBI's taxonomy places the organism in Eukaryota, Fungi, Ascomycota, Eurotiomycetes, Eurotiales, Trichocomaceae. The transcript has 4 exons.